Molecule: messenger RNA, 2515 nt
Organism: Lepisosteus oculatus (spotted gar)
Lineage: Eukaryota; Metazoa; Chordata; Actinopteri; Semionotiformes; Lepisosteidae
Source: RefSeq, a predicted model, not a curated record
AUGCCGAGAAACCUGAAGCGAGGGGGAUUAGCUCAAACGGUAGAGCGCUCGCUUAGCAUGCGAGAGGUAGCGGGAUCGAUGCCCGCAUCCUCCAGGUGGGAGCCAGAGAGUUUCCAGGUUCAUGGUCCAGCUGCUCCUGUUGUUGUGUCCCCUGGUGAAGAUGCUGUCCUGCCCUGUUACCUCUCACCCAGCAUCAGUGCUGUGGACCUGGAGAUCAGGUGGUUUCGAGGGGAUUAUAAUUCCCCCGUGCGUUUGUAUCAAAACCUCAAUUAUAACACUAAGAUACAGAACCCAGCCUACAGGGACAGAGCUGAGCUGUUCCUGCAGGAGCUCCCCAGAGGCAACGUGUCUCUCAAGCUCACGGACGUGCGUCUCUCAGAUCAUGGACAGUACAAGUGUUUAGUGGAGUCUGUGGAUCAUUAUGAAGACACUCUAAUUUCCCUGGCUGUUAGAGAUGUUUCAGUGUCUCUCCACUCCCCUGGAGGAGGUCAGACCCAGCUGCUGUGCAGAUCAGAGGGCUGGUUCCCUGCACCUGCAGUGAUCUGGACAGACAGGGAUGGACAUGAUGUGACCUCACUGUCCAGCAGCACAGUGGGGAAGGACAGUCAGGGGCUCCUCAGUGUCAACAGCUACAUCCCAGUCCAGCAGGAGUCCAACAUCUUCUCCUGUCUGGUCAGAAGCACACAGUCCAAGGCAGACGGGGAAUCUCAGCUCCACAUACCCAGAGACUUUUUCCCUGAACCCUCUGGAUGGAUGGUGGCUCUCUGUGUAACAGCAGCUGUGACUGUAGCAGCAUCAGCACUUCUGGUGAUCCAGUGGAGGAGAAUGGACAGGGAAGAGAAACGACUUGUAUAUAAAUGGCUGUGCAGUGCUGCAGCGGACGUGACUCUGGACCCUGAUACAGCGCAUUGUUCUCUCUCCCUGUCUGAGGAUGGGAAGAGGGUGAGAUUGGGACAGAGGAAGAGUCUCCCUCACAAUCCACACAGAUUUGAUUCCUGGCCCUAUGUCACGAGCAGGGAGAGCUUCUGCUCAGGGAGACACUACUGGGAGGUGGAGGUGAAUGAAAGGUGGAGAAUAGGAGUGAGCAGAGAGUCUGCUGAGAGGAAAGGGGGGUUCAGCUUUGAUCCCCAAGGGGGAUACUGGGCUCUGUAUUCCGGCUUUUCUGGUUUCUCUGCUCUCACUGACCCUGUGACCCGUCUCCCCCUCAGUCUGCAGCCCAGGACAGUGGGGGUGUGUGUGGAUAUUGAGGAGAGGAAGGUCUCCUUUUACACAGUGGAGUCCAGGACUCACAUCUUCACGUUCACUGACAUGGUCCUCAAUCAGGGGGAGAAGAUCUAUCCUGUCUUCGGUACCAGGGAUCGAUCUAAAGACCUUGUGCUGGUGCCUCCUCUCAGCUGUGGAGAUUAAACAUGAACACAGGCUGAUUCACUCCCAGCUCUCUGCCUCAGUAUCAAUGUUAUUAACUUGUUGUUUUCUGGUGUCUGUGUGGAGGUUUUACUAACUGUAGGUGUCCCCAUUUGUCCGAGGUUAUUGCUUAUUUCUUUGUUCUGACGCCCGAACAAAAAUUUGCAAUUCACACAUUUGUUCUCGUCAUGUAGGCCACAAUAUUCUAAAGCUCCAGAUUUCUUCCCUUGGUUUUUACACUCUACAGUCUCUUUAAUUCUCACUCCAGCUCCUUACCGUUCCAAUUAACUCCGAUCUCUCUCCUCGCUUCCACCUUAUGCCUGUCUGUCACUGUGUCUCUGCCUGUAUCACUCUGUCUCUCUGUGUCCCUGUAUCCCUGGUGUCCCUAUCAGUGUCACUGUGUCAGUGUAUCUCUGUAUGUGUCACUAUGUCUCUGUGACCCUUUGUCACUGUGUGUGAGAUCAUAUCUCUGUGUCCCUAAAUGCCUUUGUCACUGUGUAUCUGUCAGUGUCACUAUUUUUCAGUCUCUCUUAGUGUCUCUCUCUGUAUCGCAGUGUCUCUGUGUGUGUGAGAUCACAUCUCUGUGUCCCCAAAUGUCUUUGUCACUGUGUCUCUGUCAGUGUCACUAUAUCUUUCUGUCUCUCUGUUAGUGUCUCUCUCUGUAUCUCAGUGUCUCUGUGUAUGUGAGAUCAUAUCUCUGUGUCCCCAAAUGUCUUUGUCACCAUGUCUCUGUCUGUGUCCCUGUGUCUUUCUGUCUCUUUGUUAGUGUCUCUGUGACUCUCUGUGUCACCGUUACCAACCUGUGUCAGUGUGUCUUAUCUCUCUCUGUAUUGCAGUGUCUUUAUGUGUGUGUAUGUGUCACUAUGUCACUGUUAUGACAUUCAUGUUUAUGAAACUCAAAGAGAAUAUUAUUAACUUAACCAACAUUGCCAUAGUGGUUGGGUGGGGAGGGACUCUUUCAUUGAGCAAAUCCAGGCCCAUCAUCCACUCGAUAAUGGACAAUCAUCUCUUUCGGAAAGUUUUUAUUUGAUGACAGUUUGAUAUUUUCUUAGAACGUGUACUAAUUGUGAGUUGUGGUUGCUUUGAAAUAAAGCUUAUUUUGAUAAAAACA